Messenger RNA from Chenopodium quinoa (quinoa), 1062 nucleotides. RefSeq lists its product as uncharacterized. The transcript has a single exon. Lineage: Eukaryota; Viridiplantae; Streptophyta; Magnoliopsida; Caryophyllales; Amaranthaceae. The record is from RefSeq and is a predicted model, not a curated record. Bases 1 to 1062 code for a protein of 353 amino acids.
AUGAACAAGCCUGGGAAACUGUGUGAUGUUUUAUGCUUUAUGAGACACCACAACAUGGGUUUGUUUGGCCUCUUAGAAACUAAGGUAAGAGGUAAGAAUUUUCGGAGAGUCUUUGGAAAUUUUGGUAGGGAUUGGUCUGUUAUCACCAAUCAUUCUGUUAGUGAUAAAGUUAGGGUCUUGAUAGUUUGGUUGCCUAGCAUUUUCUCUGUGGAAAGUUGUAAAAUUGAUGUUCAAUUUGUUCAUGUUUGUAUUACUCAUAUUGCUAUGAGGAAGAAGUUCUGGUUGACUAUGGUGUAUGGCUUGAGCACUGUUGCAGAAAGGGAAGGUCUAUGGGCUCACAUUUCCAAGAUUUCUCCCCCGGGAGAUGAUCCUUGGAUCCUAUGUGGUGAUUUCAAUAAUAUCCUAAAUCUUGAGGAUAGAAUUGGAUCUCAAUGUACCCUAGCUGAGGUUGAGCAGUUUAGAAGUUAUCUGAGAAUGAAUAAUCUCACUGACUUUAAUGUGGGAGGUUUGUACUAUACCUGGACAAAUAAGCAAGGGGUUGAGGAUAGGGUUUGUACAAAAAUUGAUAGAGCCAUUGUGAAUGAUGGGUGGCUCAAUAUGUUUCCUAACUUUUCAGCUGAAUUCCUGCCAAAAGGAUUGAUGGAUCAUACUCCUUGCUGUAUGAAUCUUGAUACAAAUGCUGGGAAUACUAAAAAACCUUUUAGAUUUUUCAACAUGUGGACUGAUGCUCCUUGUUUCCAUGAUAUUGUUCAGAAGGUUUGGGAUAGACCAAUUCAGGGAACAACAAUGUACAGGGUGGUAAAGAAGCUGAAAGCUCUUAAGCAUGAUCUUAAACUUCUGAACCUUACUCAUUUCUCUUCUAUUGAAAGCACUGACCUAGCUACUAGUAAGGUUUGGGCUGAGAUUCAGAGGAAAUUUAAUGCUGACCCUACAAAUACCGAGUUUAUUCAGCAAGAGCAUGAGCCACGAAUUGCUUAUAAUGAAGCUCACACAGCUAGGUUUCUGUUUUUGAAACAGAAGGCAAAGACUCAUUGGUUGAAGGAGGGUGAUGGUGGCGUUUGA